Messenger RNA from Selaginella moellendorffii, 1188 nucleotides. RefSeq lists its product as uncharacterized. NCBI's taxonomy places the organism in Eukaryota, Viridiplantae, Streptophyta, Lycopodiopsida, Selaginellales, Selaginellaceae. Bases 276 to 710 code for a protein of 144 amino acids. The record is from RefSeq and is a predicted model, not a curated record. Gene Ontology annotation, molecular function: hydrolase activity, acting on carbon-nitrogen (but not peptide) bonds. The transcript is spliced from 5 exons.
UUUUCUGAGGUAUUCAAAUUUAUCGAUCCAAACAAUUUUGGCCUCCGUGUGGCCGAUCUGAGUUGGCUUUCCGAGUCCGUGAGUGCUGCUUUUGAGUCGAAAUUACAGGUAGCAGUACAUGCGAUUGGCGAUGCAGCAAACGAUGAUGUACUGGAAUUUACACUGACGCUAUUUCUAAACAUCCUCGUCAAGGACAUCGAUUGAGAGUAGAGCAUGCACAGCACCUUUCACCUGGAGCGCACCUCAAAUUUGGGAAGUUCUCCAUAUCUGCAUCGAUGCAACCAGAGCAACUUCUAGAUGAUGCUUACUACGCCGUGAAGGAACUUGGUGAGAAGCGCUCACGCGGAUCUUAUAACCUCUGCUCCCUCCUCAGAAGCGUGGUUGCUUUAGGAUCCGACUGGCCUGUGGUAGCAGUGAAUCCACUUGGAGUGGUCCGUGCAGCCGUGGAGAGAACACCUGCAGGCUGGAGUCAUCCCUGGAUUCCCGAGGAAAGGAUUUACAGGUACACAUCCUUGGCUGCGUAUGCAGCUGCAUUGGAGGAUUUGGUUGGGUCACUGACGCCAGGAAAGUUUGCCGACUUUGUGGUGUUGUCAGAGUCUCCUUUUGCACAGGGCACGGGCAAUUUUUCUCGAGUGGUUGCUACGUUCGUUGGUGGAAAUAUUGCCUUCCUUUCAAGGCGUUAUGCCAAACUCGGUAAAUUAUUUCGUUAAUUAUAUUUGCGAGAAGAUGGGUGAGGAGAAAGCAGCCAGAAUCAUCAAGCAGUUGGUAAAGACCCUCAAAGAGAUGCAUUUGAGGGGCGUGGUUCAUUAGGAUCUCAAGCUUGACAACAUUCUCUCCAAGCUAAACAUGCGCGACAAAGUGGAGAUCAACAACUUUGGCAUUGCCACCUGAGGUGGAGAACAAGGAUGGCAGUUUCUACAUGGCAGCGGGGACUAGGAGCAAUUUUAUAUGAGAUGCUGGGAAAGGGAGGAGAUCUCGUGUGAUAAGGGGUGGUCCUUUCUCGUUUGUAGAGGAGGAUCUCCUUUCUAAGAUGCUGGCUGUGGAUCUGAAAUAGAGGUUGACGGUCGAUCAGGUUCUGCAACAGCCAAGUUGGAGUGGUGUGAAAAGAAGUGCUCCUGGCCUGGUCAUGAAGAAAGUUCAAGCGGCUUAAAAGUGAAUGCCAGUAAUAAACUAACUUGCUAUUUCCUA